AUGUCCUUUAUCCGCGAAUCCAAGGACAACAGCAACAACAAGCCUCUGCCUGUCCUGCCGCCGCGGCCUGCCCACCACGUCGAAAUCACCGACGCCGAUCGGCCCAUGACUUAUGGCACUUUCCGGCGUCCCAGCAUGGACGGCCUCACGCUCAUGGCUAACCUGUCCGAUGAACUCGUCCCUACCUUUGAGAAUAAGCGGCGCCUUAUUAUUGUGGGCGACAUCCACGGCAUGGACGCCUCCCUCGAGACGCUGCUCAAAAAAGUCGACUUCAACACCAACAAGGACCACCUCAUUGCCGCCGGCGACAUGAUCAACAAGGGCCCCGACUCAGCUGGCGUCAUCUCCCGCCUCAUGAGCCUCAACGCCAGUGCCGUCCGCGGCAACCACGAAGACCGCAUCCUGCUCUCCCUCGCAGAGGCCGAGAACCUCAGCGGCGUCAGCAAGGACCUCGCAUCACCGCAUGAAGAAGACCGCCGCGGCCAGACCGAGUUCCUCGCCACGGGCCGCAAGCUGAAGAAGGAACACGUCGAGUGGCUCUCCAAGCUGCCCGUCAUCCUCGCCGUCGAGCCGCUCAACAUGUUCAUCGUCCACGCGGGCCUCGUCCCGGGCGUCAAGCCCGAGCUGCAGGACCCGUGGGCCGUCAUGAACAUGCGCACCUUGAUCUACCCUCGCGAAAAGUUGCGCGGUAAAGGCGGCAGAAAGUCAAGUCGCAGCGACGACGACGACGACGACGACAACGAGGAAGAAGCAGCAGCAGCAGAAGCACCGCCCCCCGAAGAAGAGGAAGAAGGCGAAACUCUCGAAUCCAUCCAGCAAAAAGACGCCUACACAGACCGCGACACAAUCAUCCCCAUCGAAGGCCGCGACGGCGAAAAGUGGUCCAACGCAUGGAACCACUUCCAGAAGCGCCUCAAGAAAUCCCAUCGCCACACCGUCGUCUACGGCCACGACGCCAAGAGGGGCUUCCGCGAGGACAAGUACUCGAUCGGGCUCGACUCUGGCUGCGUUCGGGGAGGUGCCCUGACGGCGAUGGUGGUGGAGGGCAAAGAAGGGUCCAAGAAGGGGUUUACGCAUACGAUUGUUCAGGUGCAUUGCAAGGAGCCUUGA
Molecule: messenger RNA, 1110 nt
Organism: Trichoderma atroviride IMI 206040
Lineage: Eukaryota; Fungi; Ascomycota; Sordariomycetes; Hypocreales; Hypocreaceae
Biological process (GO): polyphosphate catabolic process
Cellular component (GO): cytoplasm
Molecular function (GO): phosphatase activity; endopolyphosphatase activity
Source: RefSeq, a predicted model, not a curated record